UGGACGGGCGAGAGAUUUGCCAGCUGGUGGGGUUGAUUUAAUGCCUUCUGAACGCGAUACACACAGACAGAGUUCACGGUCUGGAUAGCGCACACAUUGUGUUAUAUGCAGUCCGUGUUUUUGAGCCAUAAAGUGCCACAAAACGAGUUGUUUUUGAAUGUGUCAGUGAACAGCAUGGUGCCACUGACUGUCAGCCUCAUAUCAACAGUGCAGGCGUGUAAAGGCUGCCGGACUCUCCUGACUGAUGGGUGUGGACAAAGACUUUUCCCAUCCGUCUGAAUGUAUGCCUACAGGAGAACCAAACUUUCUCCAAUUGCAGCCGAGACUUAAAGACAAUCAAGAUGGACCCAACCGACCAGAAGCACUUCACGGUUGUAGACUAUGUGAUAUUUGCGGUCCUGCUCGCCGCCUCUAUGGGCAUCGGGCUGUACCAUGCGCUAUCAGGCGGGCGUCAGCGCACGACCCAGGAGUUCCUGAUGGCAGACAGGAGCAUGAGCUGUCUUCCAGUUUCGCUCUCACUCAUCGCCUCAUUCCAGUCCGCUGUGGCGAUUAUAGGCGUACCGGCAGAAAUCUACACUCACGGCACUCAGUACUGGUUCAUUGGCUGUGCUUACGUUCUGGGCCUUUUCAUUCCUGCUCAUGUUUUCAUUCCGGUGUUGUACAGACUGCGGCUCUCCAGUGCUUACCAGUAUCUUGAACUGCGCUUCAGCAAAGCAGUGCGCAUCUGUGGGACUUUGACCUUCAUCUUUCAGACGGUUAUCUAUAUGGGAGUUUGUGUGUAUACUCCUGCCUUUGCACUAAAUGCAGUUACUGGAUUUGAAUUAUGGGGAGCAGUGCUGGCUACUGGACUCGUGUGCACAUUGUACACAACAAUUGGAGGUUUGAAGGCUGUGAUCUGGACAGACGUCUUUCAGACUCUUGUGAUGUUUGCGGGGCAGCUGGCUGUCAUCGUGGUGGGAGUGCAGCAGACUGGAGGAGUGUCUGAAGUCUGGAGGAAAGUCUGGGAAGGAAACCGCAUCUCUGCUCUCGACCUAAACCCAGAUCCCACGGAGAGACACACCUUCUGGACUCUGGGGGUCGGCGGGGUCUUCCUCAUGCUGUCCCUGUACGGAGUGAACCAGGCUCAGGUCCAAAGAUAUCUCAGCUCACGCACAGAGAAAGAUGCUGUCAGGUCUUGCUACAUGGUGUUUCCCUCCCUGCAGUUGGCCCUGGCUCUGAGCUGUGUGAUGGGACUGGUCAUGUUUGCACGAUACUGUGGAGAGGAUCACUCUGACAAACUGGGCACCUCUUCAAGGGAUGCAAUGGUGAUAUACUUUGUGAUGGAUAUGCUGCAAGGCCUCCCUGGACUGCCUGGACUGUUUGUUGCGUGUUUAUUCAGUGCAGCUCUCAGCACCAUCUCUUCUGCUUUUAACUCUUUGGCCACUGUGACAAUGGAAGACCUCAUCAAACCACAUUUCCCCGCCAUGACAGAGGAGAGAGCAACCCUGCUGUCCAAAGCCUUAGCUAUGUCCUACGGGCUACUGUGUCUGGCCAUGGCCUAUCUCACUCACUUAAUGGGCGAUUCCGUUCUACUGGUGGCUUUGAAAAUCUUUGGGAUGGUUGGAGGUCCGAUUCUUGGUCUGUUUUGUCUCGGGCUGUUCUUCCCGUGGGCUAACUCCACUGGAGCACUGGCAGGUCUGGGGGCGGGUCUGGCGAUGGCUUUCUGGGUCGGCAUCGGGAGCAUUGUCACUCGGAGCUCCGGCCCGAGACCACCACCGCCCGAAUGCAGAGCCAUCCUUCUAUCGGAUAACGCGACUACUGAUAUUCAGACCGUGCUCAGAAACGUCACUCUGAGCCGACCGUCUGGGCUGAAAAGAUUUUAUUCAUUGUCCUACAUGUGGUACAGCGGGUUCAGCUGCUUCACAGUCAUCCUAAUAGGCCUGAUCAUCAGCUUUCUCACUGGGCCUAUGAAAGAAGAAGAUGUGACCCCAGGCACAAUCUAUCCGUUGUUGGGGAAACUGCUUUGUUUUCUCCCUGAGCACAUCAAAAAGAAACUCUGCUGUGUGACUCCUCUGGGAGAGAUGCUUUCAGCACAACAAAGGCUGCCUCCACAAGUCAAAGAAAGGAAUGGAUUGGCAUUCCCAAAAGAGGACGGACCAUCACCGGAUGAGACAGAGAGUUUUCUUCCCGAGGCUCACACACCUUUUGUGGAGUGUGAAACAGCCGUGUAAUAUCACGGUUUCAUGUCUGACUGGAAAACGGUUAAACUGUCUUUACACAAAGCACUUGGACUAAAAAGAAAUAUCUUUAUUUCUCGUUUUGUUGCUGUAAUUAACGUGAUUCAGAUUUGCACUGUCAUGCUGCAGCAAGAUCAAAGAGUGAAAACUACAGGGCUGUGUUUUUUAUUUAAUCUACUGACAUCUUCACAUCCUCAAUAAAAGUGCAGCUGAGUCUGUUUAUAGUUUUAUAUUUUGUCACAGGUUUGAUUUGUCAGAGUAUUUGUCAGCUUCACUGAAUCACAUUCAGUUGGUUCCUUGGUUUUUUGUACGUGUAAAAGCUGCACUACACUGUUUCAUGAGAAUUACUGGAUAUUCUGUGAACUUUAGAUCAAAUAAAAUGUAUAUGCAUAUAUAUAUGUAAAUGUAUAUAAAACAUAUACUUGACUAUUGUUUAGCACUACUGCAGCUGAAUGGUCCCGUGUCAUACUAUGGGGAGAUGAUAGUGCCUCACUUUUUAUGAAUGUAUGACAGAAAAAAACUUUUUUUUCUAAGAAGGAUUAAAGAUUUUGUAGAUAAA
Molecule: messenger RNA, 2775 nt
Organism: Morone saxatilis (striped sea-bass)
Lineage: Eukaryota; Metazoa; Chordata; Actinopteri; Moronidae
Gene: slc5a6b
Product: solute carrier family 5 member 6
Exons: 16
Coding region: 342-2210 (622 amino acids)
Biological process (GO): sodium ion transport; biotin transport; pantothenate transmembrane transport
Cellular component (GO): membrane
Molecular function (GO): sodium-dependent multivitamin transmembrane transporter activity
Source: RefSeq, a predicted model, not a curated record